CCAGCAGUUUCUGCAUUGCCCCCUCAGAAAAUUUGAAUCAAUCAACUUUCCCUCCAGAGGUUUCAAUUGCACCGGCCAGGGCACUAUGCACAUGACGACUCGUUUCGAAUUUCGGUCAUAGAAAUCUUCUGCUCCAGGAGCUUCAUUUUGCCAUUCAGUUCCUUGUUCCUUCGAUCGUUUCAUAGUUAUUCGAAUCACAUUCAUUUCCUUUCCAUUCUGCCGUUAUUUUUUUUUUUGGGUUUCUGGGACAACGAUGCAGAAGACGAAUCGGCGAUCCAAGCAAUCGACCUCUUCAAAUGAAAAGCAACAGUACGAGGAGAGGAUUCGCGAGCUCGAACGACAAAACAAAGCGUAUGAGAUGGAGAUUGAGGAACUGAGGCAACAUGCAAACGAUUCAUCUGCUCCUAACCAUGGGUUAGAAAAGCUUAAAGAAGAUUAUCUUCAAAAGCUCAAUGCACUUGAACUGCAGGCUGCAGAAUUGAAAAAGAAACUGAACUCACAGUCCCAAUUCUCAACCCAAAGGAAAAGAGGUGAUGACGCAACAAAACAGUCCCAAUUUGAGAUUCAGUUUUUAAAGGCUCAGAAGGUUCAACUGCAAUGUAAGAUGAAGCUAGAGUCUGUGCAAUUUAGAUCAUGCAAGGCCUCACUGGAAAAAGAAGUUCUUCAGCUUAAGAAAGAGAAAAGAAAAAAUGAUUAUGAGGUUCAGAAGUUGCUGGCUUCAAAUCUGAGACUUAAAAUGGUAUUGCAACGCAAGACAGAAGAAGCUUCUGUGGCUACUAAACGGUUAAGGGAGAUGAUAGAAUCUCGAAAGGCUAUAUCAAGUAGGACAGCUGGCGCCAUGAAAGUCAAUCCAAGUCAGGGGUUGGUGCAGGCUACUGAACAUGAGCUAGACGUCACAACACAUUUACAUGAAUUAUGUUCUCAAUAUGAAUCCCAAAUUGAAGAGAUGGCUGAAGAGAUAACAAAGCUGAAAGAAGAGGCUGAGAUGCAGAGGCAGGAAAAGUUAAGGCCUCCAUUGCAGCAUGAAGAUUGUGACAGUUUGAAGCAAGAUUUAGAUAUUAAAGAUCUAAAGGAACAAGUAAAUGGCCUAGAUUUUCUGCUUAGACAGUUGCGUUUACAAAAGAAGCUUAAUCACAGGAAUGAGAUGCAGAAUCUGGUUCGGCCUCUUUUCUCUGAUGGUAAUCAUGACAAGCUAGAUGAACAAAUGAAAACACCAGAAAUGAACCUCUCCAGUGAAACAGAGGCGAAGAUGGAUGAAUCUGAUGGGCUAUGCUGCUCAUGUAGUAAAAAGUCACUGUGUAAGACCAACAAAUGCAGAUGCCGGUCUGCUGGAGGAAGUUGUGGAACAUCAUGUGGCUGUACACGCUUCAAGUGCACAAAUAGAGAACUGAACCCUAUGGCGGCAGAUGAACCACCAAAAUCAGGAAAUACAGAAAAUGUUAAGACAGCUUCGGCUUCGGCUAUUCAAGUACACAAUGGAAACAUGAUCGCUUCUGAAGGUGCAAAACUACUAGAGAGUGCACUUCUUGAGAAACCUGCUGCCGUUAGGGACAACCUGAGACGCAAAAAGAAGCCAUUAUGUGACAUUCAGAACUCGCGGGAUGACUUGAAUGCUAAGAUACCAGACAAGAAAAAGAAUGGGAAGAAGCCUACAAUUCAACUAGUUACCGAGGAUCCAUACUCCCUGCCAGAAAGUAUCAACCACACCGAUGAAGAUUAAGACAGCGCACAGCCUAAAAACCUAAGGUUAAACAGGUUGGUUGGUGACGCUGGCCACAUCAUCCUGAAGCAUACAAGAUUUUUUUUUUUUUUUGGUUUUGAAAUUUCCCCCUUUUAAGUUGUCGCAUUGAUUUUGCCGGGAACUUUGGUUUAAAGGAAAUGACAUUCCUUAACUGUGAGUUGAAAACGAGUAUCAAUGUUGGCGUGUAGUUAAUCGGCACAAUACGGGAAUUUCCCGCUAAUAAGUGUGAUUGAGAGAAUUUGGGGGCCUUUUGAUUUGGUCACGGAAUUUUCAAGUUAAAUGAGUCAUUGACUCAUUGUUUA
This is a messenger RNA of Prosopis cineraria, 2043 nucleotides long. Its product is annotated as kinesin-like protein KIN-4C. Gene Ontology annotation, biological process: mitotic spindle organization; microtubule-based movement. Lineage: Eukaryota; Viridiplantae; Streptophyta; Magnoliopsida; Fabales; Fabaceae. Gene Ontology annotation, molecular function: microtubule motor activity. The record is from RefSeq and is a predicted model, not a curated record. The coding region runs from base 254 to 1720 and encodes 488 amino acids. The transcript has 12 exons.